Nicotiana attenuata is the source of this 830-nucleotide messenger RNA. RefSeq names its product agamous-like MADS-box protein AGL62. Gene Ontology annotation, biological process: positive regulation of transcription by RNA polymerase II. NCBI's taxonomy places the organism in Eukaryota, Viridiplantae, Streptophyta, Magnoliopsida, Solanales, Solanaceae. The transcript has a single exon. The record is from RefSeq and is a predicted model, not a curated record. Gene Ontology annotation, molecular function: RNA polymerase II cis-regulatory region sequence-specific DNA binding; DNA-binding transcription factor activity, RNA polymerase II-specific; protein dimerization activity. The coding region runs from base 89 to 646 and encodes 185 amino acids.
UUACUUUCUUCCUUUCCAUGAUUAAUCGUUAUAUAUUUAGUGUAAAGAAAAACAAGUCUCGCAAAUUAGAAGAUCCCAUUGAACAAGAAUGGAGAAGAAGAAUGAGAAUGAGAAUGAGGAAAUCAAGAAAAAGAGCAAAGGACGGCAAAAGAUCAAAAUAGAGAAAAUAGCAAACAGAAACAGUUUGCAAGUGACGUUCUCGAAGCGGCGGGCGGGGGUGUUCAAGAAAGCGAGCGAACUGAGCGCAUUGUGCGGCGCAGAAGUUGCUGUCAUUGUUGAAUCUCCUGCUGGUAAAGUCUAUUCCUUUGGAAACCCUUGUGUGGACUCUGUUAUCAAUCGCUACGAAACUGGAGGGCGUGAUGAAGACGGGUUUAGUGCCGCUCUUAGGCUUCAAAUUGAAGAAGAAAGUAAGAAGAAGUAUUUGGAAGCAAUGGGAAUUUUGGACAAGGAGAAAGCUGUGAGUGUGGGUGUGAGUGGGACUAAUAAUUGGUGGGAAGAUUUGUCUUUGGACAAUUUAGGGUUGCAAGAACUCCAAGAAUGCAUGGCUUCCAUGGAAGUGUUGAACAACAAUUUAUUGAAAAGAGCUGAUGAUUUGGCCAAUUCUUCUCAUGAUGUUUUGUACCAAUUUGGAGCGAUGAAGUGGUAAUUUCUUAUUUCUGUUUUUAUAGUAAAAGUUAGACUGAUAAUUACCAGUAAGUAAGUUUUGAUUUUGAUAAAAAUUUAUGAUCAAGUUUUAUGGUUUUGUUCACUUUUCGCGUUUCAUUGUCUUAAUUUUGGGCUAUAGACAUUUAUUUUGUUUGUGAAGAAGAGGAAGAUAGAUUAAUCAUGUA